This is a messenger RNA of Medioppia subpectinata, 1922 nucleotides long. NCBI's taxonomy places the organism in Eukaryota, Metazoa, Arthropoda, Arachnida, Sarcoptiformes, Oppiidae. The record is from the annotation of a GenBank genome assembly.
UGUUUUGAUUGUUUUCUAUGGUUUUUUAGGACAAAAGUAGUGAUCGAUUGACGAGUGAUUGAAAUGUAAAUCACUUGUGGUUUAUAUCUGUAUUCAAUUGAUCUGUUACUGAGCUUUUGGUGACCACAAGACAUGACAUGACAUGAAUGGAUGUGUCGUUAAAUUAAAGUGCAAUCAAUAGUGACGUCCAACACAUCCAAAGGGAUCCAAAGGCAAUGUUGUCAUCGUUUUCCGUCACUUCUGUCAGUCGUCUCAUAAUUGCCGUUGUCAUUGUAUGGCUUCUGAUAAUCUUUGUGAUAACGGGUCCACUGAUUGGUUGGUCACACAAUCGAGAGGACAGUAUCGGUAAUGCGGACACCAAUAGCAACGGAGAGAUGAUUUUGGCCCGACUUUCGCGAGCCAUGAAUGAGUUGACGGCUCUUAAGUCGCAGAACGAAGAGCUCAGAAGUCUUCUCCAGAACUAUCUGCCCAUCGAUUUGAGUCCAGUCGUCACUUCAGUCAGACAUUCCUCCGAUUCUAAAGCACAACAAUUUCCAUCACAAGAGUAUGAGUUGACGAGACGUCGCAUUGAAUCCAAUGUCAACGAAUUGUGGCAUUACUUGAGAGCGAAGACCAACUCAUCGACGAUGCAAUUCGUCAAUGAAAUGAGACAUCACUUGUUAUACGAUUUGGAAACCAUUGAAAAACGUGAUAAUCGUUGGCGAAAAGCAGAACUGAAGAGUUUGAGUGAUUUGGUUCAGAAUAAGAUGAAAGAGUUGCAAAAUCCAGCCAAAGAGUCGUGUGGAUCGGCCAAGAAGUUGAUUUGUCAGCUCAACAAAGGCUGUGGAUUCGGGUGUCAAAUACAUCACUUGGUGUACUGUAUGAUCGUCGCGAUGGCCACAAAGCGGACACUCAUAAUGAAUGCUCAUAAUUGGCGUUACGCUCACUCCAAAGGCAAGUCGUCGGACGCCAAGGGCUGGGACUCUGUUUUCCUGCCGUUAAGCGAAACGUGUUUAGACGAAAGCGGUUCCAGUCGUGUGUCCUGGAGUUCGUCUCCCGAUCUCGACUCAUAUCAGGUCAUAGAUCUGCCAAUCAUUGAUUCGAUGCGAAAGCGUCCCAACUAUUUGCCAUUAAGUAUACCGCAAGAGUUGUCUUCACGGCUGAUCCAACUCCACGGCUCACCAAUAGUUUGGUUUAUCGGACAAAUAGUCAGUUAUCUGAUGAGACCAUCGCCUGAAAUGAUUGAUUACAUUAAUCAACAAAAAGAUCGCUUCAAAUUCAGGACACCUAUAGUUGGCGUUCACGUGAGGCGUACCGAUAAAAUCGCCGAGCGUUUGGUGUAUUUAGCGACCGAUGACUCCUCGUUGUGGACCAAAGAAGUGAAAGAGUUUGAAGACAAGGGCUAUGUAUUCAUUGGCGACUCACAGAUUUCCCAAACAGCGAGUAUUGGUCGCCGGUAUUCAAUCGAUUCGUUACGGAAUAUAAUACUAGACAUAUGGCUGUUAAGCGAAUCAGAUUUUCUGGUUUGCACUUUCAGUUCGCAAGUGUGUCGUCUGGCGUACGAACUCAUGCAAAACAGAACUGAUCUGAAAACCGACAAAUCCAACGCUUUCUAUUCGUUGGACGACAUCUAUUACUUCGGAGGUCAGAGCGAUCACAACCAGAUCGCGGUCUUAAGUCACAAACCAAACAAUAAACAAGAGAUUGAUCUUAGAAUUGGAGACAUAAUCGGAACGGCUGGAAACCACUGGAAUGGUUUCAGCAAAGGUUUAAAUCGAGAUACAAAACAAAGCGGUUUAUAUCCCGGCUUUAAGACCAUCGAGAAGAUAGAAACCGCGAACUUCAAGCUCUUUGAACCCAAUUAACGAGAUUUUAGUUUUUGUUUUUUUUUUAAUUUUGUUGUUAACCAUUUAAAUUAUAAUAAAAAAUCAUACAAAAAGGUA